This is a messenger RNA of Diaporthe batatas, 444 nucleotides long. RefSeq lists its product as uncharacterized. The coding region runs from base 1 to 444 and encodes 147 amino acids. The record is from RefSeq and is a predicted model, not a curated record. Gene Ontology annotation, molecular function: RNA binding; RNA nuclease activity. The transcript has 4 exons. Lineage: Eukaryota; Fungi; Ascomycota; Sordariomycetes; Diaporthales; Diaporthaceae.
AUGCUCAAAUCUCUCUUCCUCGCGGUUCUGUCCGCCUCCGCCGCCGUUUCGGUAGCGAUCCCCGUCGAGCCCGUGGUCGAGCCCACCGUUGAGACCGUAGCCGUGCCACAGGUCAAGGCCGCAGCCGCAGACUGUGUCUACACCUGUGGUUCCGUCUGCUACUGGCAAGUGGACAUUAACGACGCCCUGGCGGCGGGUUAUUCCAACUACAAGUCCGGCAGCGCACCAGGUGGCUACCCUCACCAGUACAACAACUACGAAGGUUUCAGCUUCCCGACCGCGGCUCCGUGGUAUGAGUUCCCGAUCCUGUCGUCGUACAAGGUCUACACGGGCGGAUCUCCUGGUGCCGACAGGGUUGUUUUCGACAGCAAGGGAAAGUUGGACGCGCUGAUCACUCACACCGGGGCCUCGGGCAACAACUUUGUGGCCUGCAAAAAGGCUUAG